GGAAAGCCACUAGUGUGCUAAAUGGUCAUCUACAGAAAUUAAAUUAAAAACUUUGAUAACAUUCGAUAUACCGAAUAAAAAGGGGGAAACGUUAAUUAUUUCCGCUGAAGAACUUUGAAUUAAAAAUUGCUAUCUGAACGAUAACUUUGGGGUGAAUAACGUUACAUCUUUAUACGUUUAACGUAUAGCUCUGUUACAUAUAUCCAGGAUACGAUAGAAAAAGAAAUGGAAGGUGAGUGGGAUGAAGGUCGGCAAGAGGAUCAGAUGAACAGGCAGGAAGAGGUGGAGCUGUCAAUUAAUUAUGACAGAAGCGUUGAUCAUGACAGGACUGGUAGACCAAGUUGGAUAGACAAUUCUGAAAUAAACAGCAAGUGGAUACCACAGCACACCCUCCAGCUGGAGAUGAACAACAUUGGGGCAGAAGGAAGUGUCAGAGAGAAUGAUGAGGAAGAGGAAGAAAUUGUGGUGCUAGAUCCGGAGCAUCCUCUAAUGAAGAGAUUCCAGACUGCAUUAAAAACCAAUUUCACUAAUCAGCUGGAAAGACUGAACCUUGAUCUUUGUGAGAAGGUAGUAGUUGAGAAGGCAGAGGCACAGCGGCGCCAUGACCUUGCUGAAGAGGUAUACAUGGUCCAAGAGAUGUUGGCCAGACUCCAGGCCUCGCUGGAGGUAUGCCAAGAGACCAAUGGCGAAGCUGCAGCUCAGCAUAGACAGGCCAAGGACCACCUGUAUGUGGUAAAAAAUCAGUACCAAAAUACUGCCAGUCAAACAAAUGUACAACGUUUGCAAGUCUUGGAGUUGCAGUCUAAAGUGGAUAGUUUGGCCCUGAAGUUGCUCUAUAUGCAGGAAGCCAACAGCGAUCUGUGCUCAGACAUCAAAGCAAUAAUAAAUGCCUCAAACAAAGCCCAGAAAGACAGAACUCAGACAGAGGAACAUAAACACCAACAGGAUAUUUAUGUUGAGCGUUUGACCAAUCGUGCGGAAAAGCUGUUGGAGCAGAUCUCUCUGUAUGAUUUUCAACUAAUUUCUCAGACUGAGCAGACAAGGGUUGCAAAGGACUCUCUUUCUGAGGCACAGCUGGAACUGGACUCGGUGAUUGUUGAGCAUAGACAGUUACUUCAGCAAUGGAAAAGCAGCCUCUUAAUGAUGAAGAGGAGGGAUGAGGCUUACACAGCCAUGCAAGAGGAACUAAGACAAGCCAAUGAUCAGAUGCUCUCCCUGGACACAGAGAUUGAGAGCUAUAAAAAGUCCAUCACACAAGAAGAAGAGCAGAAUGAAUGCCUCACUUUGCGCCUGAACCGAGGCCAGACUGAUUGCACCACUUCACGUAAACUCAUCACACACUUGCAGAACCUGCAGGAAGUCCUGCAGGCCCAGUUCAGCACAUAUACACGAAUAUUGCAGGAGACGGAGAAGACCCUUAGCACAUUGCAUGGGAACCUUGAGAUGCAUCAGUCUGCGCUUAAGGCUCUUAGGAAGCAAAUGGAGAAAGUGUCUGCAGUGCGUUUGGACCUAGAAAGCCAGAUCAUGAACAAACUGCAGGAGCAGCUUACUCACAAUAAUGCAGCAAAAUACUCACGUAGAUUGAAUGAUAAAACUGCAGUUCACAGGAGAGAGAAGGAGGCUCAGUUAAUUAAGUUGGAGAAUGACUUCAACACUGUUACGCUGGAGGGACAGGAGUUGACCACACAUCUGGAUUCUCUGUUAGCAUUUCAAGCUGAACUUGAGCAAAAAUCGACCCAGCGACACUUGUUACUCUCUUCCCGCGAGGAAGAGAUUGUAAAACAAAUCACAGAUAUUGAGCGAAAGCAGGCCACAAUCAGCAUAUACAACAAGAAGAUCAAGGAUAUUGUGUCCAGUACUGGGCAUGAAGACCUGGGUCCUAUGGAGAUCCAUGCAGCCACACUGUCUAAGGAGCUGGAGGAAGUUGGUGCUGAGAUUAAAGAGCGUCAGCAGUUGUGGCUCUGGCAGCAGGGGGAGCUAGUGAGAUUUACUCAGGAAAAACAGGCCCACAGUUCUUCUGUACAGAUCCUACAAACACAGCUCACAAUAUUGCAACAGGGCAAGAUCAGGAGAGAGAGUGAGAUGGAGCAGGAUCAGAGUGAGCUGGCAGAUCUGGAUAAACAAAUUAAAGUUCUCAUGGCAGACAUGGUGAAACUGAACUCUCUACUCAAUAAGAACAGUGAUCUGAAUCAUGCCUUGCAGCAGAGCAGCAACCUUAUGGAGACAGAGUUCAGCCAGAGACUCAAGGAGGCUGAGAGGGAUUCAGCUGAAACUCAACUGAAGUUGGAGAGAUUAAACGAAGAGAAAGAGAGACUUAUCAACAGCUUGGUGGAGGCAGAGCGUCAAGUCAUGUUGUGGGGGAAGAGAACGCAACUGAUGCAGGAAACUUGCUCUGCCAUAGAUUCAGAUAUUGGACAGGGAGACAUACGAACAAUGCGAGCAGAGAUUCACCGUAUGGAGGUUCGUUAUGCCCAACUCAUGAAGCAACAGGAGAGGUUGUUGAGAGACAUGGAGUCAAUGGUGGCUAAAAGUGAGACUAUAGCAGUUUGGAGUGAGGCUCAGGCACGCACACAAGCACAUAAGCAACCCACACACAGUGACUACCACAACACUAUCCAGAGCCUUCGCCGAAAAAUUCUCCAAACAAAGAAGCAAGCUGAAGAGUGUGAUGGUGUUAUAGCUCAACUGGAGGAGAGGCAGGGCUCUAUGACAUCCAGACUUCAAGACAAACAUAUGCAUCUCAAUAACAUACAGAAUACCGGAUCAUUUCUCACCCAGGAUCUUCGCAGACUACAAGAAACUAAAGAGAGAAAUUUGUAUCGUCUGCCCAUGCUGCAGACUCGGGCAAAACACCUGCAUGCUGUUAAGGAUGGACGGUACACACCAAUGGCAACUGGAGUCACAGCAUUGGAGCUGGGUACACAGAAACAAGAAGAGCGAUUGAAAAUGAUCAGCCUCACCCUCCAGCGUUUGGCUCAAGAAUACCCUCAGCACCACAGCACACUCCACAGGAUGAACGUCAUUCUGGCAGAACACCCCCACGGUGAAUGUCAAAACACCCAGUGAGCCCAGAAAUACAUAAUACCUAAAAUAAAACACAUAAAUGGACAUACAACAUUUGACAAUGGUGGUGGCGUACAUCUUUUGCACAGUACUGUGUAUAUUUAUGCUCAUUGCUUUAGACUAGUGUAAUGUAAU
Molecule: messenger RNA, 3198 nt
Organism: Danio aesculapii
Lineage: Eukaryota; Metazoa; Chordata; Actinopteri; Cypriniformes; Danionidae
Gene: ccdc40
Product: coiled-coil domain containing 40
Exons: 20
Coding region: 226-3066 (946 amino acids)
Biological process (GO): heart looping; epithelial cilium movement involved in determination of left/right asymmetry; axoneme assembly
Cellular component (GO): cytoplasm; cilium
Source: RefSeq, a predicted model, not a curated record